CUCAAGCUGGACUUCACGAGUUAAAAUUAAGGAAUCUAUUAAAAAUGAAUUUAUCAUCAUAUUUUAUAACUAUAGCAAUUUUCUUUCUGCUUAUAAAACCCUUAUAUUCUUCUUGGAAUAACAUUAUAUAUAACGAAACCGAAAGGCUUGUAAUUGCUCAAACAUUUGACUUAAGAGAUAAAACAAUUUUACACAUGACUAGACCAAUCAAUGAGACCUGCGUUGAAGCAAAAAUUGAUCUUAGAAUAUUACAUCAAAAUGGUAUUAUUGAAGUUGCAAGUAUUGAUUAUCAAAUACCAGAACAUAAUUUUUGUAAUGGAAUAUUUCAAAUUAAACGUUACCAACUGAAUUAUUUAUUGGUGCUUUACGUGAAUUCCACUGACAUUGAAUCAGCAAGUUAUUAUGUGUUACUUGUUGAUUACGAGGGAAAAUUUAUUAGUAAUACAUAUCUUGCACCUGUCUCCGUAAUAAAUGGAAGUUUAUACACCUGUGGUACUACGAUCACAUCAUAUACAACCGAAGAAUACGGGAUUCUUUUUACGACGUACGAAAGCGAAACUGUUGUAUCAUGGAGUUAUUUAGACGGACUUGAUGAUAAGAGAAACAUUAUUAAAAUCAAUAAUGGAAAACAAAGUUUGAAAACUCCAUUUGGUCCAUACUUUGUUUCUCCGAGAAUAGAAGGGAACUUUAUUUUUAUUACAUAUGACUCAAUGAAUGCUGAAAAUAAAUGCGUUGAAUCUAAUGAUCCAACUGACAUUAGGUUUAUAGUUUAUGUCUCUUAUCUUAAGCCUAUCAUGAAUGGAGUAGAUGGUCCUUUCAUAAUUUAUCAAUCAACAAUUCCACAUUUAAGUGUGGAUAAAUUUGUUUGCGGUAACACUCGUAUGAGCAUGAGUUCUUUUUGCAUUUUAGUAAUGAAUAGCGUAAAAGCUAAUAAAAAAUCAAAAAAACAUUUAUUAAAAAUAUCUUUUCAAGAUUCAGGUUCUGUAUUUAAUAUUGAAAAAUAUUCAAAUUUAAAAUUUGAUGAUAAUGUAAUAAAACUAGAAUUACACAAUUUAUAUUACGGAGGUUUUUUGUUAUCUUUAUUAAAACGUACCCCCGAUAAAAUUAUAAAUAAUCUUCAAGGAACAAUACUUAAUAAUGACGGAAAUUAUUAUAGCAAUUGGGGCCUUCCAACAGACUUAAAGGUAACUCAAGAAUUUUAUGUAAUAGGAGAUUUCAACAAUGGGACCAUGUAUUUAAUUGCUCAAGAAGAUGAAUUUUCUUGGAAAAUUUCAUCUUCAAAUUUGCCAAGAAUAUCCAACGAUUAUAAUAAUCCAUGUGUCAAUAAGACCUUUCCACUUAUUGGCUCUAAUGUCUGGAUAUCGACGUCCCAAAUUAAUAUUACAUAUAAUAUGCCUGUAACGUUAUCAAUUAAUAAUUUCACCAUAUAUCAAGAUGAUAAUGGAGUCCCUAUAUUGCGUCAAUCUAUCCCAGGCAAUCCUUCAAAAGUAUUUUCACUUAGUAAUGAUAACAGAACGAUACAUAUAAAUGUCUUAGAAAGCACUUUCAACAAACCGAAUGCAAAUUAUUACAUCGUUAUUGAUGAUAAUGCUGUUAAAGAUCUGAUAUCAAACCAGCCUCUAGCCGGUGUUGGGAAAAAUUAUUGGAACUUCGAAACUAGUGGCAUAAAUGAUGAUAAAUUUGCAGAUGAUUCUUCUGGAACAUUUUCUUUAACGGCUGAUGGAACAAAAUAUUAUUAUAAUCUUCCACAAGAUCGUAAAUCAGAAUUUUUUUUACAGUUAAAAGCUGAUCUGGCCAAAGCAAUUCCAAUUGAUAUUAAUAGAUUGGAUAUUAAAUGUUGUGAAUUUGAUAAUGGUCAAAUAAUUUUAAUAUUAUUUAUCAAAUGUAAAAUGAAUAAAAAUGAAAGAAAUGUAAUUGAUGUUAUAAAAGAUUUAGAUAUGUUAAUUAGAGAGAAAGAAACCUCCCCUAUUUCAUGGUUUAACACAACCAAUUUUAUAGAUGCUACUUUUGGAUUUAAACAAACUCAUGAUUUUUUUGAUUGCUAUAAAUUUCAUAUUAUUGGUAUACUUAUUGGAAUAAUUACCAUAGGAUUAAUUUAUUAUUGUAUUAAGAAAAAGUAUCCUAAGGGUAAAAAUAUUUUUAUAUUUAAAUUUUCUUUAAUAUUAUUGGACUUUGCCUUGGAUAUUACAUUCAUUCUAACUAAAGGAAAUAAGGUUAAUGGAAUACUCAUUCCAAGUAUAAUUUUCUGUGUAGUACCAACAACAAUCAAUAUUAUUUUAGGUAUUUCUAUAGUACUUCAAGAAAUUACAAAAAAUAAGAAUUUUUAUAAAUGGUUUAAAAACAAUACAAGUAUAGUAGCUUUAUUUACAAUAUUGGCAGGUACUGAUAUUGAAAUAUUAAAUAUACUUACUUCUCAAGUUGCUGGUAUAAUGAUAUUUAAUGCUCCUAUUUCUGUAAAAGCUGAAUCUUAUAUUUUUUGGGGUAGUUUUCUUGGGCUUUUUAUUGAAGAUAUUCCUCAAUUAAUUAUUCAGGUUAUUUAUAUAAAUUUAACAGUUACAUAUGAUACUAUUCCGUUUCUUACUUUAUUGACAAGUGCUAUUAUUUUGGCAAAUAAGAUAGUUUCUAGAAUAUAUUAUUCAAUUAUACAACUAAAUAUAAAAAAAAGGAUGUCUAAUAUGUCUAGUAUAGUUGGCAGUUAGAAGAUUAAUAGAAUGUACUUUUAUAGCAAUAAUUAAAAUAUCUAACCAUCAUGUGAAUUUUUUGAUAAAUCCACCCAAAAUGUCGUCAAAAUACGCCAGAUGUUAAAACCUUUCAUAUACAUAUAUAUAUCUAUUCAUUUAUGACCAAAUAUAUAUAACGUCUUUGAAAGUCAUGCUAAUUUUGAAAAUAAAAAGUACCAAUGUACAUGCAAGCAAACGAUCUGUUAAACGCCAAAUUGUUUCAUAUAUUUCUUAUACGUUAUUUUGCUUCAUUCCGCAGCAAAUUAAUGUAGCCGCAAGUUUGUUCACUUCAACAGAGAAAGAAAAUAAGCCGGAUUUUUGGAGUUUGAAAAUUUUAUGUAAUUAAAGGAGUCC
This is a messenger RNA of Rhizophagus irregularis DAOM 181602=DAOM 197198, 3074 nucleotides long. RefSeq lists its product as uncharacterized. NCBI's taxonomy places the organism in Eukaryota, Fungi, Glomeromycota, Glomeromycetes, Glomerales, Glomeraceae. The record is from RefSeq and is a predicted model, not a curated record.